Molecule: messenger RNA, 1479 nt
Organism: Exophiala viscosa
Lineage: Eukaryota; Fungi; Ascomycota; Eurotiomycetes; Chaetothyriales; Herpotrichiellaceae
Product: organic solute transporter Ostalpha-domain-containing protein
Exons: 2
Coding region: 175-1404 (409 amino acids)
Biological process (GO): transport
Cellular component (GO): membrane
Molecular function (GO): transporter activity
Source: RefSeq, a predicted model, not a curated record
GAUGUCGUGGUAUGUACCAUGUUGGCGUAAAGUAGGUCGUGCAGGUAGAUAUAUAUCUCUGUUGUUCAUAUCUGCUUCAUGUCAAUUCAUCACGCACCAUUCUCUUUACUGCAUCAUACGCGAAACAUCACAGGAAGUCGUCCGAAGUGAAGAACGCCAACCCGCUCCGACAAGAUGGGCAUCUUCGACAGCAGCAGCAACCAUACCUGCAAUAUGCCAUCGAGCUUUACCGCCGAUGCGCCAGAUCCUAUAGUCGGCAACUUGUCAUUCCACCAGCUCAACAUGGCAAUCUCGGGAGGGUGCGCCGCGUUCUCUACCCUCUCCAUCUCUAUCCUCAUGUUCCGCCAUGCCACCCAUUUCAGCAGGCCAAAUGAGCAGAGCAAAAUCCUGAAAAUCUGCGCCCUGAUCCCCAUCUACUCGAUACUAUCGUUCCUCAGCAUAGCCUUCCCCAAUACCUACAUCUACCUCGAUCCUUGGAUCGAGUUCUUCCAGGGUAUCGCUUUGGGCAGUUUCUUCCUCCUGCUCUGCGAGUUUGUCUCUCCGAGCGCCUCCUCGCGAGAUGUCUUCUUUGCCGCUUUGCAAGUUCCUAAGAGCCGCUUGAGCCGUGGCGGCAAGCAGCCUGUAGACGGUCUGGAAUGGUACAGGAAGAAGUGGUUCGCCGUCUUCCAAUAUCCUAUCAUAGCCCUGGGCGUGGCGAUUGCAACCGACAUCACACAAGCCGCCAGUGUCUACUGCUUGGAGAGUAGUAGCAUCCAUUACUCUCAUCUCUGGCUCGAGAUCGCAAGCAACGUCUCACUCUCCUUCGCCAUUACCAGUGUCGUCAAAUUUUACGCCGCCCUCAAAAAGGGCCUGAAACACCACAAGCCACUCGCCAAGUUCCUCGCAUUCAAGCUCAUCAUAUUCCUCACAUUUCUCCAGAGCAUCAUCUUCUGGAUCCUACGCUCCACUCACACCCUCAAAGGAACCAACCAGCUUACGUGGGCGGACGUCAACUUCGGCAUUCAAACGAUGAUUGUAUGUAUCGAGAUGGUGCCCUUUUCAAUCUUCUUCCACUGGGCGUACGAUGUCGCGCCGUACGAUCUGUCCAAGGCUCGUCCGCUGCCUUUAGCGCAGAUGGGCGGUCAGGGCGGUACCAGCAGUCCUCAUGAUCCGGAGACUGGGUCCCAAGGUGUGGAUCAGUACCGGAUGGAACAGCAGAAGAUGCAGCACGACUACUAUAAUCAGCCUGGUGGAUAUUACGGCGGAUUCAUGGGCAGUAGGGCUUUGUUGACCGUUGUCAAUCCUAUGGAGAUUGUGAGAGCGAUUAUGUUUGGCUUCUCGAUGAGAUCGGAGUCGAAGACGAUGAACGACAGAUAUGUUGGCGGCGUACCUCCUGUUUAUCAGGGCGGACCGAAUGAAUACUGACGACAUUAUAUCCAGGACUGGAUCGAUAGAGAAAAGGUCAUGACAUCCAUAUUGUUUACUUCCAUUACUAGUUUG